GAGCUGAACGUCCAGUGGCUCAUUCCAGCACGUUCAACCCCGCCGGCAGCAUCACCAGCGACCCCUUCUUUACGAAGCUCAAAUUUAGAAAGAACUAAAGUGUCGGCGUUUUAUUUAUUUUUAGGCGAACGUCUCGUCAGCUCUUUCAAGUUUGUAUGUUCUAAUUGUGUCUAAAGAGACGAGGAAACAAAGUUCCAGUGUAGCCCGGUCGCGCUAACAAAGAAAAAAAAAAAUCCUUUCUCCUCAGAAAAUAAUCCCCCACUACUUUCUAGUUAUGAGUCAUGUGGUCGUUGAUAAUCCACACGGUCUAGAUCAGCAGCUAGCCGCCCUAGACUUGAACUCUGUUGAGGGACAAGGUGGAGGAACUGGCAGACGUUACAUUCCACCUCACUUGAGGAAUAAAGAUGGUCCCAAAAAUGAUUCACCUGGAUGGGAUGGUGGCCGCAGCAACGGAUUUGUGAACGGCUACCACGACAACCGCACAAAUGGGGGCUUUGGAGGGCGUGGACCCCCUCGCCAUGAUCGAGGAUUCGGCGGUUACGAGAACAAGGACGGUAACUGGGGCGGGCAGCCCAGAGACAACACCUUCAACAGCUUCGGCGGACGGAACGACAGGUCAAAGUCUGCCUUCUUUCAUGACCGUGGAGCAGGCUCAAGGGGAAGGUACGAACGUGGCGGCUUUUCUGGCGGAGGAAACAGCCGUUGGGCGGAGGAAUCCAGAGACGAGGAUUGGUCCAAACCGACUGCUCCCAACGAGCGUCAAGAACAUGAGCUCUUCUCGGGCAGCAACACGGGGAUUAAUUUUGAGAAGUAUGAUGAUAUACCCGUGGAGGCCACCGGAAGCAACUGCCCACCCCACAUUGAAAGCUUCCACGACGUGGACAUGGGGGAGAUCAUCAUGGGAAAUAUCAACCUGACUCGCUAUACGCGUCCCACUCCGGUCCAGAAGCACGCUAUUCCCAUUAUCAAGUCCAAGAGAGACCUCAUGGCCUGUGCCCAGACUGGAUCUGGAAAGACUGCCGCUUUCCUGCUGCCCGUGUUGAGUCAGAUCUACACAGAGGGGCCAGGAGAUGCUCUGCAGGCCGCUAAGAAUAGUGGACAGGAGAACGGAAGAUACGGGCGCCGUAAGCAGUACCCAAUCUCCCUUGUCCUUGCCCCCACCAGAGAGCUGGCACUGCAGAUCUAUGAUGAGGCCAGAAAGUUCGCUUACCGUUCACGCGUGCGCCCCUGCGUGGUAUACGGCGGCGCCGACAUCGGCCAGCAGAUCAGGGAGUUGGAAAGAGGCUGCCACCUGCUGGUUGCCACGCCGGGCCGCCUGGUCGACAUGAUGGAGAGGGGCAAGAUCGGUCUGGACUACUGCAAUUACUUGGUGCUGGAUGAGGCCGACCGCAUGUUGGAUAUGGGCUUUGAGCCACAGAUCCGACGCAUCGUGGAGCAAGACACCAUGCCCCCUAAAGGCAUCCGUCAGACCAUGAUGUUUAGCGCCACCUUCCCCAAGGAGAUCCAGAUCCUGGCACGUGACUUCCUGGAGGACUACAUUUUCCUGGCCGUCGGCCGUGUUGGGUCCACCUCGGAGAAUAUCACCCAGAAGGUGGUUUGGGUGGAGGAGAAUGACAAGAGGUCCUUCCUCUUGGACCUGCUCAAUGCCACAGUUAUUCCCAAUGAGGUUCAGGAAAGUGGGACAGAUGCCCCAGAAAAGCCAGGGAAAGACUCGCUGACUCUGGUUUUUGUGGAGACCAAGAAAGGCGCCGACGCUUUGGAGGACUUCCUGUAUCACGAAGGCUACGCCUGCACCAGCAUCCACGGCGAUCGCUCCCAGAGAGACCGCGAGGAGGCUCUGCACCAGUUCCGCUCGGGACGCUGCCCGAUCCUGGUGGCCACGGCUGUGGCUGCGAGAGGUCUCGACAUCUCCAACGUCAAGCACGUCAUUAACUUCGACCUGCCCAGUGACAUUGAAGAGUACGUUCACCGUAUUGGCCGUACGGGACGUGUGGGCAACCUUGGUCUGGCCACGUCGUUCUUUAACGACAAAAACAGCAACAUAACCAAAGACUUACUGGACAUUUUGGUGGAGGCCAAGCAGGAGGUUCCCUCCUGGCUAGAGAGCCUGGCUUACGAGCACCAGCACAAGAGCAGCACUCGUGGCCGCUCCAAGAGGUUCUCAGGUGGUUUUGGUGCUCGGGACUACCGACAGACACCGGGAGGAUCUGGAGGCUUUGGCGGCAACCGCGCAGGCCGCAACACCGGCGGACAUGGAGGGAACCGUGGCUUCGGUGGAGGUGGCUUCGGAGGCAACUUCUACAGCGACGGCGGCUACGGAGGAAACUACAGCCACUCAGGAAGUGUGGACUGGUGGGGCAACUAGUCGCCAGCGGAGUAGCUUGCCAUACCACCCUGAUGGGAAACCACAUGUUUAAAAAAAAAAAAAAAAAAAAAAAAAAAAAAAAAAAUUUAAAAAACAAAACCAAAAAAAAUUAUAUAUAUAAAAAAAAAAAAAAAAAAAAACCCCGCCAGACCAUAACACUCCCUGUGUAGCUUCACUGACACACAGUACAUUAGCAAGCCUGGUGCUCAGCCGGGCGCUCGGCUCAAAACCAUCGCACGGGUGCGGAGUGGCGCUAAAGAAAGUUGGCGCACGGUAGCGGGGAGCGCACCUUUGAGUGCCAGCACGGACGCUGGCAUAUAUGCACAGUCAUUGUAUGAGGAAGCAUUUUUGGGGAGAAGAAAUGCCCCCAAACUGCCAAACCAACAACCGGAGGAUCACUUGUAUGUUAAUGUACUCUGACUUUUUGAAUUGAAACAGGAUCAAUCUGUGUUCUCAUUUCACCAGAUGGGAAAAUGGCCAAGAGCUCUAAUUGUAGUUUUGACUGUUUAGUUUGGAAAAUAUUAGAAAGGUUAAAAAUAAAGAGAAAACAAGCUGGUAUGUGAUCAAACCUUGGCAAAAACUGGGGUGUUGUGGCUCUCUGAGUCACGAUUCCAUUUGAACCUCAAAUUUUCUAGCAAACAGCUGACGGGCCCACUGUGCUGCUCUGAAUGAUCCGCAUUUGAGUUUGUUUUCUGCUCACUCUAUCCUGGACGGGCUCCUUUUGAUUUUACAACGAAGGCCACGGUCGUUGCUCUUAAAUGCGCAUCGCCCGGUUCAGUGCCAGCAAUGGCUGACGUUUAAACCAACUUGUUACUCCAUUUUCUUUUCCUCCUUUAUUUCAAUUGACUUGACAGUGUUGCGGCAGCUACCAUGUUACCGAGCGCUAGCUACGUAAAGUGGGCGGUGUUUUUGUUGUUCACUUAUUUUUUUUUUUUACUUAAACAUUUUCAGUGUACAAAAAUCUGUUUUUUUGCGUAUGCAUCCAAACAAAAGGCGCCUGCAUCAAUGGUAAAAGUGGGCCGCAUUAAUAGGACUACCGCAUCGGGGGGGGCCUGAUCUCGCACCGCGAUGGUCCUCAUGUGCAAGUGUUAUGUUUUUUGGUCAAGGUGAAAGGUCACGUGAGUCGCAGGCUUAGCAAGCAUUCUUUUUCAAGCUGCGUUUGGGGUGGGGUGGGGUGGGUGGGGGGGCACAGUUCAUCGCUUUAAAGCAGGCGUGGUACGUCUGAUCGUUUCGUACACUUUGCGGACUUCCUAAAGGUUCCCUGACCCUGCUUUGAAAGUUGACAAAUGGUUAUCAAUUAACCAGUAAAAUGAGAAGGCGGGGCAAAGCAGAACGAGCGCAGUUGUCAUUGGUGAAACCACUGGAUGGGGGAGGGGUCCGCGUCCCCCUCGUGGGGUCAUUUAAAAGUACCGUCUGCUCUGUCACACGUGUGCCCGUGCUCGGAUUCUCGUCAGGUGCGAUGUGCCUUGAAAACGUUUUUUAAUCAAAAUAUUCACGCGAAUGAAAGCAGAACUGAACAGGUCGAGAAGCUGAAGUCGAAUGGUGCUACUUGAUUUUGCCGCGUCGAGACCCGCGCGUGCGCAUGUAUGUGCCCAUCAAGUUUUACUAACGUUCUUUUUAUUGCACAUCCAGAGUUUUAUAUAGAUGUCUGGCAUAUGUGUCCUUAGGCUUCCAAAUACAGUGUAAGGAGAUUGUUGGCGGAGUAAAAAAACAAAACAAACAGCGCAGCUUGUUUACAAAGGGGGAUGGGUUCUCAAUGUUCAAAAGCAGGAUUUAUUUGGGACCAGGGGGAUUUAGCAGUCGGGGGGGGGGGAGGGGUGAAUUUAGCCAUUUGCACAGAUUUCUAGAUUCUACUUUUGCUGCUAGUUUUGUGUAAUUUAUUAAACAUUUUUGACAAAUAUUUAUUUUUGUAAGCCUCAAAAGUGAUUCUUUGAAAGUUUCAGAAAACUUGACCAAAAGACAGUUUAAAAAACAAAAAAAACCAAAAAAAAAACAAAAAAAAACACUGGCACUUGAAUGUUGAAUGUCACCUGUAUGCGUGAAAUUUCUAUAUUCCGGGUAGUGUGAGCUUUUUAAUGUUAAAGAUACAUCAGACUCUGUAACUACUUGAUGAUAAAAUCCACAGCUGUGUUCAGGGCCUCCGCGGGGCCGGUCAUCUGAUUUAUUCAAAUUCUCCCAAUUGGUCUGCAAAACAAAAAAAUAUGUAGAAAAUGGAAUUGAAGUAAAAAAACAUGCCAAGGUUUGGAAUCAAGCUGUCAAAGAGCAAAUCUAUUUCCUAAGUGUAGCGUCGAAGUGUUCUGAUUCUUCUACUGUGUGCAAAAUAUUGAUUUGGUCCGAUUCUUUCUCUCCAGUGAAUGUCUGGCACAUGGCAAUCCUAAAAGAAACGAACAUGUGGUUUAUUGUCAUUGUUGUAUUUGCAUUAUAUAUUACCACUCUCCGGUUCUUUCGCGGAGGCGAGCUCGUCGGGCCCGGAGCUUCCGGGCACGUUUCCGCCGCCGACCGUAGAACUGCAGAGCUCUUUAGAUGUAGACUUUGCUUUCUGUAUUAGCUUCCAGGCUAAUGCGCAGUUUGGGAACUAACUCUGCUGCACACUUGUAUGAUUUUAUCCGAAUAAAAUAUGUUUGAAUGCAAAAGUAUCUGAAAAACAAACUCCAGCAUGUUUACUGCAGUAGUAAUAAGAGGGAGCGAGAGAUGCCUGUAGCAAUGCGGCCCCUUGCCUAUGGGGGCAGCACACUUUCUAAUUGGUAUUGAUUGGAUGGGCUUUGUUUCUGUUGAAGAAAUUAUAUAUUAAAAAAAUCAUUUGUAA
This is a messenger RNA of Phycodurus eques (leafy seadragon), 5171 nucleotides long. It is a transcript of the gene ddx3xa, whose product is annotated as DEAD-box helicase 3 X-linked a. Lineage: Eukaryota; Metazoa; Chordata; Actinopteri; Syngnathiformes; Syngnathidae. Gene Ontology annotation, molecular function: RNA binding; ATP binding; RNA helicase activity. The transcript has 19 exons. Gene Ontology annotation, cellular component: nucleus; P granule. Bases 275 to 2365 code for a protein of 696 amino acids. Gene Ontology annotation, biological process: gamete generation; cell differentiation. The record is from RefSeq and is a predicted model, not a curated record.